Messenger RNA from Erinaceus europaeus (western European hedgehog), 550 nucleotides. Its product is annotated as beta-lactoglobulin-3-like. The coding region runs from base 1 to 411 and encodes 136 amino acids. The transcript has 5 exons. The record is from RefSeq and is a predicted model, not a curated record. Lineage: Eukaryota; Metazoa; Chordata; Mammalia; Eulipotyphla; Erinaceidae.
AUGGUGGGUGUGUGCCUGCGGGCACCUGACAGCCCCUUCCCCCUUACCAGGGAAAAUGACAAGUGUGUUGAGAAGAAGAUUGUGGCAGAGAAAACCGCUGUUCCUGCUGAGUUCAAGAUCAAAUCAUCCCUCCUGAGGAAACAGAGCUUACCUCCAGUAUCUCCCCCAGACAAUGAUGAGGAGCUGUUGUUCUUCCUGGUGAACACCGACAAAUCAGAUGAAUACCCAAUCGUCUGCAUAAAGAGUGCCCAGGGGGCUCCUCAGAAGAAAUUGGUCUGCCAGGAACUGGCCAAGACCCUGACCUUCAACAAGGAAGCCAUGGAGAAGUUCAGCAAUUUCGCCAAAACAGCGGAUGCUCAAGUCAUUCUGUUCUUCAUCCCCGGCCAGGUGGAUGAGCCCUGCCGCUUCUAGGUACACCCCUGCCCAUCCUGCAUCAGGAACCAGGGAGGACGAAGACACUGGUGCUACUGGAUGUCACUCUGCCAGAACCAGCAUGGUGUCCCCCCUAUUCGUCUGGCCUGAGCCUUAACUCAGCAAUAAAGAGAGAACC